AAUCAGUGGCUGAGUCACGCCUGGGCGGGCGGCAAUAUCAGGACGUGGACAAGUCAGCGAGACGGCCACCACAGCCCGGGGCCCCCAUCACCACCAGCCCAUCAGUCAUCUCGUCCCAGCAGCAUGCAGGAGGAGGAGGAUGACGCCAAGAUCAACUCAAUUAUGAGCAGCGCUCUGGUGCAGCGCAGCACCGGUGACACGGGCGUGCUGGUCUACACACACGCCGUGAUCAAGCACAGGCCCCGGCCCACGGGCGAGACGCCCUUCAAGGUGCCGCCCCGCGCCGCCCCCAGUGAUUGGCAGCUGAAGGAGAACAAGGCCAUGUCGCAGCAGAGGCGGCAGCUGCAGGCAACGGAGGCUGCGAUGGAGGCUCAGCGAGCACCGGCCGGGGCGAGCAGACCCAGCACAAGCCACGCCGCAGAUGUCCUGCGCACCGAGAUCAUUCGUCUGAGCGAGAGGGUGGCUGCCCUUGAGGGAGAACUGAGACAGGCACAUAAUGCUCUCAAGCAAGCAGAGAAAGCCGAGAAGUCACUGGUAACAGAGAAGGUCUCCCUUCACAAGGAGCUGGAGGACACUCAGGGAGCGCUGGAGCGGCUGUCUGAGGGCCGCCUCGGCGUGGAGGGGCGGCUCCGCGAAGCCGAGCGGGCCGCCGCCACGCUGCGGCGGGACAAGGAGGAGCUGGAGCAGCGGGGGCGCCAGCAGCAGCACGCCAUCGAGCGCCUGCACCGCGAGCUGCAGGCAGCGCGGCAGGAGGUGUCUCGAGCCUCGGGCUCGGCGGAGCUCGCGGGGUCGCGCGGCGGGAGCGGGGACGGGCCCGGGUCGGAGAUGGAGCGAGCGCUGCAGCAAAAAUCCAGGCUCCAGGAGAUGGUGGAGAACCUCACCGUGGAGUUGGAGGACCAGACAGCCGAGCGGGAGACGCUGGCGCUGCAGACUCGCCGGCUGGAGCGGCGCGUCGGGGAGCUGGAGGCUGAGCUGGAAACCGCCAUGGCGGAGCGUGACGCCACGUUCAAGCAGCACAAGCAGCUGGAGGAUCGCAACAAGGAGCUGCAGAUGGAGUAUGCCGAGCAGUGUGAGAACCUGGACCUCAUGAUGAAAAAGGUGAAUCGCCUUCGUGAGCAGAAGGACGAGUUGCGUGCGGAGCUGGAGCAGAAGUGCGUGGACAUUGAAAGCCUGAAGAACGACAACGCGGCGCUGGAGAGACAGAAUGAUGACCUGCGGGGCCGGGUGUCCGAGCUCGAGAGCCUGGGCAGUCGGGACCAAGGGGCGCUCCUCUCCGAGCUGGAGGGACGCUUGCGUUCCCUGGAGGUUCACCUGGAGGCCACCGAGAGGGAGAAGGAGCGGCUGCAAGCGGAGGGCCGCAGGCUGGAGGAGAACGUGGUGGGCGUGACCAGGCGGCUGGAAUCGGAGCGCACGCAAACAAACAGCGAGAGGGAACAGGUGAAACAGCAGCUUUGGUCAUUGAGGCAGCAGGGCGAGGAGAAGCGAGCGGCAGCUGGAGCACGCGUUGGGCAUGAACAAACAGCUGCAGCACGAGCUGAACAAGCAGCGCUCCGCCAACGAGGGACACCUCGUCGAGCUCGGCGCGCUGCGGAAAGAUCUGCGCCAACGGGCAGCCGCGCCGACGACGCGGUCGGGGCCGCCGCUCCGCUCGUCACGUUUCCCGUCGGAGGCUACCGAAGACCCGUACGCAAACGACGACUCCGACCUUCCGGUUGCCGUCUUCUGAUUCGCCAGCAAUCGAGCGGUCGAGAAGGGGGGUGGGGGCGGCGGGAGGUCAACACUUACGAUGGGUGCAUUUUGUAUAAUUCAAGCUUUGCUGGGUGAGGCAUUAUAUUUUAUAUAAAAAUCUGAAAAACUAAAAUCAAACGGGUCCGGUGCUGCCAGCUGCUUGACGCGCGUCAACGCUUAGCCACCACAUCGCACGCUUCGAAAAUAAAAUGCGGUCAGACACACAGUGCUAGCGCUUGACCUGCACUUCACUUCGCUGGCGCCGUGCAUCAGCAUCGCCCAUCGUAACACGCACGCAUCGCACGUGCGUCCAAAACGUCCCUCCUCCCUUGUCGAGACGCACGACGUUUUUUGCACGUCCGUGUCACACAACUGCCACGAGUUUCGAUUUAAAGCUUUCGUGACUGCAGGGAUUCAUCUUCUUGGUUCUUUCGGUAAAGUCACGUAGAAGGGAAAUAAUAAAAUAAUUACAAUAAAACAUAAUAAAAUAAUUAUCAGGAUGGCUGCUUGCGUUGUGGCCGAAACGUCGUGGUUAUUAUUUUAUUAUGUUUUAUUUUAUUAUUUUAUUAUUUCCCUUCUACGUGACUUUACCGAAAGAACCAAGAAGAUGAACUGGCACGAGGUUCGUCGCCAGGGGUUUGACUGUGCCGCUGGGUAGCGGUCUCGGGAGUUGAACCCCAGAACGUAGCGAGCCCAACUUUUUAAUCGUUUUAAGUUGAGAUUCUAGGUGGGGCAGAGUGCGUGAUGUCCACACUUGCGUGACCAACUUUUCCAGUUGAUCGGUCUGACUCUUCCUGGGUAUGUGCAGGUUGAUUGCGAUCAUCACAGAUGGUUGGGCAGAACGUUUUGUGGACAUCACACACGGCUUCAGACUCACAAUUAUGAAUGCAUUUUUGUAAUAUGGUAAUGAAAUACUAACUCUUUCAAAGCAAUGAUAUUAUGACUUAAAGCUUUCGUGACUGCAAUGAUAUUCGUUUUUCUUAUGAACAGCACAUACACAGUAAUUAUGAAUAAGACUGCCACUGUAAUAUGUGAAGUGUUUUGAAAUUGUACGUGUUAUUUAGUUAAACCUUUGACCACAAUUUAGGCAUUUUAUUAACCCAUAUUUGUUGCACCAUCCUCGAUAACUCUACAGAUUAUUUUUUUACGAAAAACAACAUUCCUCAUUUUACAGUUCAAUUUCAUUAUAAUCUGAUACAAUAUCCAGAAAUGAAAUGUGAAAAGCUAUCUUGCAUAAUAUUUUUAAUUAACAGUUUUGUAACUGAUCUUUCAUUUUUUUAAUAUUAUAAAUUAAGACUAUAAAUGAAGAAUUUAGAUCAGAUAUAAACACAUCACUGUGCAACUAUGUAGGUAGAACAAAAAUGUAGUACAGUACUGUAUUAAACCUAAUGAGAGCUUAAUGUGUUUUUUUUUAUCUUGAAUACAAAUGCCGAUAUUAUUUUUAAUCUGCUUUCUCUGUUUGAAAUAUAUAUUUUGAUAAAAAAAAGUUUAAUUACACAUUAAAGCGACAGCUGUCUGAUGUUUAAAAUAAAGAUGUGUGUUCCUAAACUGCUUGUCAAAAACAAACCCCGUCCACAUUGUUUAGAUUUCAAGUGAAAUAUAUAUCUAAUUUUAAACUUUCUCCUUGUCAGCCUCCUGCGACGAUGUCGAAACCUGAUUGGCCGUCGCAUUGCUAAUGUCAUUGUCAGCAUUGAGAAAGUCCUGAUUUAAUUUUUGACCUAUAUCUUGGCAAGUCCUUCAUUGGUGCUGG
Lethenteron reissneri (Far Eastern brook lamprey) is the source of this 3478-nucleotide messenger RNA. RefSeq names its product cingulin-like. Gene Ontology annotation, cellular component: bicellular tight junction. NCBI's taxonomy places the organism in Eukaryota, Metazoa, Chordata, Hyperoartia, Petromyzontiformes, Petromyzontidae. The record is from RefSeq and is a predicted model, not a curated record.